CGUGCCAAGACAUUUUGCUCAGUUUGUCUUACACUUUGAGAUUACGGCAUCUCCAGAUCCCAAGGUACUCGGAUAAGGACAUCUUCACGCUGCUCCGGAGGUAAAGGACGAAGAUCGUGGUGACUCAUUUCUGACGAAGACGAUCCUCGCUCACUCACUCGGUGCCCUUGAUUCUCUCCUUGACACUUCCACCUUUUGAAGAUCUUUGGAGCGCCGUUUGAUUCCUCCCUCUUUCCCUCUUCUGAAAGUCGAUUCACAAUCAGUGCAAUGACUGAGUCUGUAUCUGAGUACAGUCACGACCAUGUCAUCCUUCUGUUGAGCACGCACGACUUUGAGAAUCUACCGGCGUGGCUCAGCGACAAUUUUAACGUCAUUGAAGGAGGAACUCAUGCAGGGGGCUCUUCUAGAAACAAAUUGAUCAUAUUCGCCGAUGGCACUUGUAUCGAACUUUUGAAUUGGAUAACGGAACCGAAAGAGUUCUUCGAUUGGGCAUCAAAAUCUCCUGGUCUCAUUGACUUUGCCCUCACCACGCCGCAAACUGCGCAAGAGACGCAUGCCGCGGUGACGAAACGACUCGAGUCGGCUGGCGGUGACGGUGACGGUGACGUUGAUGGUGACGGUGAUGGCGGAUUGGGGAUACGUUUCAAGCAGCCCCUCUUUGGUGGACGCAAACGUAAAGACGGCCAACAGUGUGAAUGGUACGUCACGAAGCCUAUGGUUGACAAUGAAGCACCGAACGUUCCGAAGCCGAUUGAUCGAUACUUUCCCACCGGCCGACUCGAUACGCCUUUCUUCUGUCACGACGUGACCGAUCGAAACUUGCGUGUUCCUUCCACCGACACUUCGAUCUCGACUCACCCUUGCGGCGCCAAAGGUAUCAUGUCCGUUGACGUUGUGGUCCCGGAACCACGGAUCAAAAGUUAUAUGAAGUUGUACAGCAGCGUCACCGGUGCCGAUGCCAAAGUUCACGGUGGCUUCCGAUACCUCCCCAACACCAACGUGAGUUUUGCCUUGAGUUCGCCCAACGAGAAAGCCAUGGAAGGGGUCAAGGACAGGAUCGGCAUCGAGCUUCACGCCCCGAGGGACGGUGAAGAUGAAGCCUGGCUGAAGGAGCGCGGUGUGGGGAUCAGAGAAAUCAGACUUUAUGUCCCGGCCGCCGGAGAAGAUGAAGUCGACGAGCGACCUUUGGACAGUGAGGGUAUCGGGGCGAGUCUGGUGCUCGUCGUACAAUGAGAGGCAUCUUGAUGGACGGGAGAAGACGAAGAAACCUGACCAGUUUUCAUUUUAUCUCCUGCGUGCAAUUACAUAGUAGAUCUUAUUGACAUAUAACCCUGUGAAAUAUUCCUUGCAACAUGGUCAUUUCUCUGAACAUCAGAGAUCUGAAUUGUCCAC
Exophiala oligosperma is the source of this 1392-nucleotide messenger RNA. RefSeq lists its product as uncharacterized. The record is from RefSeq and is a predicted model, not a curated record. Bases 268 to 1233 code for a protein of 321 amino acids. Lineage: Eukaryota; Fungi; Ascomycota; Eurotiomycetes; Chaetothyriales; Herpotrichiellaceae. The transcript is spliced from 2 exons.